AUGCCUACGCUUGAGCUUCCGCCCCAGAUCAAGACCGAGGUUUCCUUGCCACUCUUGCGGUCAAUAGCCAAACAUUCUUUGAAGAAGAGAGCGAGCCAAGCUGUGCAACAAGCUAAAGGCACGGUCGCAGCGGCCUCGAACGAAAUGGACUUUGGCACCUUGAAGCUAGCUGAUGAACUCGUUGGCGAGCGUGUACUGAUUGUAAGCUCCGUGGCCUUUGACUUCUCGGCCCUAGAUCAGGGUGGCAAUGGUGUCGCCUUUCUUGACCCGAGACACGUUCCUGCCGACCUGUUGUACGGCACCGACAAAGUCGCAGCCAAGAACUGUGCCGUCCCCGAAAGCAUUCCCGUCAAGUGA
Ascochyta rabiei is the source of this 357-nucleotide messenger RNA. RefSeq lists its product as uncharacterized. The record is from RefSeq and is a predicted model, not a curated record. Lineage: Eukaryota; Fungi; Ascomycota; Dothideomycetes; Pleosporales; Didymellaceae. The transcript has a single exon. The coding region runs from base 1 to 357 and encodes 118 amino acids.